CUUCCCUUCCCUUCCCCGGAGGCCGGGAUUACAUAACGGCGCCGGAGCGAGCAGCUGCAGGAUUACCAUGCGGAUUAGGGAUUACGUUGAUUCAGCAGAUUGUCCUGUGCAUGUCUGAGAAAGAUUACACCAGCAGAGUUAAGAAUACCCGUUUGCUGCGGCAGUUCAAUGGAUUUUUUCCGAUGCCUGACAAUUUUCUGAGCUCAGAUCAGUUAUGAGCUUCGGACAUUGAAGAGCAGAGUGUAGCUGUGAGCCGGCUCAAGAGGACGCCUUGGGUGGGGACCUUGCUGUUACAGCCCAGUAUCACAGGGAGCUGCCAUUUCAGAUUCUCUUGUAUGGACAGGACACUUAAAAAGCUAGAGAAGCCACCUGAGGUCCCAUGAAAACCAGAGCCAUCUACUUAUAAAGUGCUGUUGCCUCUGACCAAGAACAAAAAUUGUUGUCGGAAUAAUAUGCGAACAGAUCAUGAAGAACUCUGUGGCACCAGUUAUGGAUCUUUUUGUCUAAAUGGAGGGAUUUGUUAUAUGAUUCCUACUGUAUCCAGUCCAUUCUGCAGGUGUAUCGAGAGUUACACAGGAGCUCGUUGUGAGGAAGUUUUGCUGCCCAGCAUCAAAUCCCAAACAAAAGGUGACCUGUUUGCAGCUUUCUUGGCUUCCCUUCUUCUUCUAGGAGUUCUUGUAAUUGGAGCAUUCUACUUCCUUUGCAGGAAAGUUUCCAUUCCAAGGACAAGUUCUUCAGAGUGUGGUGCCAACCUAGUUGAAACUACAAGCAGCAAUGGCUGCAACAAAAUAACAACAGCCUAAAGCAUUAGAGUGGAAGAAUGGUGGGGAAACAACACGCAGAGCAAGCCUAAGAAUCUAAGUUGAAGAGGGUGACAUGGUGAGCAAGAUGAGGGAAGAAAGUUGACUGAAACAGGAGGCUGACAUGUUGGAGAAGAUUACAUCUAAAACUUGAACAGUUGCACCUAAUGGAGUUUCUGUGUACUU
Molecule: messenger RNA, 986 nt
Organism: Ficedula albicollis (Collared flycatcher)
Lineage: Eukaryota; Metazoa; Chordata; Aves; Passeriformes; Muscicapidae
Gene: NRG4
Product: neuregulin 4
Exons: 8
Coding region: 453-803 (116 amino acids)
Biological process (GO): animal organ development; intracellular signal transduction; nervous system development
Molecular function (GO): chemorepellent activity
Source: RefSeq, a predicted model, not a curated record